Messenger RNA from Onychomys torridus (southern grasshopper mouse), 978 nucleotides. RefSeq names its product ficolin-2. The coding region runs from base 1 to 978 and encodes 325 amino acids. The record is from RefSeq and is a predicted model, not a curated record. NCBI's taxonomy places the organism in Eukaryota, Metazoa, Chordata, Mammalia, Rodentia, Cricetidae. The transcript has 9 exons.
AUGGCUCUGGGACCUGCUGCCCUGUUCACCUUGACCCUGCUCAUCAAAGGCCUGAUCACUCAUGCUGAUGACUCCUGCCCAGAAGUGAAAGUCCUGGAUCUGGAUGGUUCCAACAAGCUCACCAUCCUUCGAGGCUGCCCUGGCGGGCCUGGAGCCCUGGGGCCCAAGGGAGAAGCAGGGGCCAAAGGAGACAGAGGAGAGAAUGGCCUCCCUGGACACCCUGGGAAGGCAGGACCGACUGGACCCAAAGGAGACCGAGGAGAGAAGGGAGUGCAAGGAGAGAAGGGAGUACGUGGAGAGAAGGGAGACACCGGGCCAUCUCAGUCGUGUGCUACAGGACCUCGGGCCUGCAAGGAAUUGCUCACCCGGGGCCACUUUCUUACUGGCUGGUAUACCAUCUACCUGCCAGAUUGCAGGCCCCUGACUGUGCUGUGUGACAUGGACACCGAUGGCGGGGGCUGGACCGUCUUCCAGAGGAGGCUCGAUGGCUCUGUGGACUUCUUUCGGGACUGGGCCUCGUACAAGCGUGGCUUUGGCAGUCAGCUGGGGGAGUUCUGGCUGGGAAAUGACAACAUCCACGCCCUAACCACCCAGGGAACCAGUGAGCUGCGAGUCGAUCUUGCAGACUUUGAAGGCAAGCGUGACUUUGCCAAGUACAGCUCCUUCAAGAUCGAGGGAGAGGCCGAGAAAUACAAGCUCAUCCUGGGAAAUUUUGUUGGAGGUGGUGCUGGUGACUCCCUGACUUCCCAUAACAACCAAUUCUUCACUACCAAAGACCAAGACAAUGACCAGAGUUCUUCCAACUGUGCGCUGAGUUACCAUGGAGCCUGGUGGUACUCUGGUUGUCACCAUUCCAACCUGAAUGGCCUCUACCUCAGGGGGCCCCAUAUGAGCUACGCAAAUGGUGUCAAUUGGAAGUCGUGGGGAGGGUACAACUAUAGCUACAAGGUUUCUGAGAUGAAGGUGCGCCUCACCUAG